Molecule: messenger RNA, 4325 nt
Organism: Trichosurus vulpecula (common brushtail)
Lineage: Eukaryota; Metazoa; Chordata; Mammalia; Diprotodontia; Phalangeridae
Gene: MTREX
Product: Mtr4 exosome RNA helicase
Exons: 27
Coding region: 127-3228 (1033 amino acids)
Biological process (GO): maturation of 5.8S rRNA; RNA catabolic process
Cellular component (GO): nucleus
Molecular function (GO): RNA binding; ATP binding; RNA helicase activity
Source: RefSeq, a predicted model, not a curated record
CAGGUGGCCGUGAGAGCUCGAGCUUUCUUGUUCCCUCCCGGACACCGUGGCCCGGGAUCGAACGCUGCCUCCGCCUAACUGCGGGGCAUUGUGGGUAGAGGGAAUUUGGCUGGACUGUUCGGAAACAUGGCGGACGCAUUUGGAGACGAGCUCUUCAGCGUGUUCGAAGACGAAUCGCCGGCCCCCGGGGCUAAGAAAGGGAAAGAGGCGGCAGAGGCCGCUGGCAAGGCCAAAAAACGGACAGAUGAUAAACCACAGUCAGCAUCCACCAAUGUUGGGAAGAACAAAAGAGAUUUAGAAUUGGAAGGUACAGAUGAACCCAUAUUUGGAAAGAAGCCCAGAAUAGAAAAUACAUUAGCAGAAGAUGUAAGCCUGGCAGAUCUCAUGCCCAGAGUCAAGGUAGAAGCAGUGGAAACUGUUGAAGGCUGUACACAUGAGGUUGCAUUACCUGCAGAUGAAGAAUACGUUCCACUGAAGCCACGAGAUGGAAAAGCUGCCAAGGAAUAUCCAUUCAUUCUUGAUGCCUUUCAGAGAGAAGCCAUUCAGUGUGUAGAUAACAACCAGUCUGUUUUAGUUUCUGCACAUACAUCAGCUGGAAAAACUGUCUGUGCUGAGUACGCCAUUGCUUUGGCUUUGAGAGAAAAGCAGCGUGUGAUAUUUACCAGCCCAAUUAAGGCUUUAAGUAAUCAGAAAUACCGUGAAAUGUAUGAAGAAUUUCAAGAUGUUGGCCUGAUGACUGGUGAUGUCACCAUAAAUCCUACAGCUUCUUGCCUGGUUAUGACUACUGAGAUUUUGAGAAGUAUGCUAUACCGAGGGUCUGAGGUUAUGCGAGAAGUUGCUUGGGUUAUAUUUGAUGAAAUUCAUUAUAUGAGAGAUUCAGAGCGUGGUGUGGUAUGGGAAGAAACUAUUAUUUUGCUUCCUGAUAAUGUUCACUAUGUCUUCCUUUCUGCUACUAUUCCAAAUGCUCGACAGUUUGCAGAAUGGAUUUGUCAUUUACAUAAACAGCCUUGCCAUGUAAUUUACACAGAUUAUCGACCAACUCCAUUGCAACAUUAUAUCUUUCCAGCAGGGGGAGAUGGCCUUCAUCUUGUUGUUGAUGAAAAUGGUGAUUUCAGAGAAGAUAAUUUUAAUACCGCAAUGCAAGUACUUAGAGAUGCAGGAGAUUUGGCAAAAGGAGAUCAGAAGGGAAGGAAAGGAGGAACAAAAGGACCAUCAAAUGUGUUCAAAAUUGUGAAGAUGAUAAUGGAAAGAAAUUUUCAGCCUGUAAUCAUUUUUAGUUUCAGUAAAAAAGACUGCGAAGCAUAUGCCCUCCAGAUGACCAAAUUAGAUUUCAACACAGCUGAAGAAAAGAAGAUGGUUGAAGAAGUAUUUAAUAAUGCAAUUGACUGCUUAUCUGAUGAAGACAAAAAGCUUCCUCAGGUUGAGCAUGUGCUUCCUCUUUUGAAGCGAGGAAUUGGUAUUCACCAUGGUGGUUUGCUUCCUAUUUUGAAAGAGACCAUAGAAAUUCUGUUUUCAGAAGGAUUGAUAAAGGCCUUAUUUGCAACAGAGACUUUUGCUAUGGGAAUUAACAUGCCAGCCAGGACUGUGUUGUUUACAAAUGCCCGUAAAUUUGAUGGGAAAGAUUUUCGAUGGAUUUCUUCUGGUGAAUAUAUUCAAAUGUCUGGUCGAGCUGGAAGAAGAGGUAUGGAUGAGAGAGGAAUAGUCAUUCUUAUGGUGGAUGAAAAGAUGAGUCCAACUGUAGGAAAACAGCUAUUAAAGGGCUCAGCUGAUCCUCUCAAUAGUGCUUUUCACUUGACCUACAACAUGGUUCUGAAUUUACUGCGUGUAGAAGAAAUUAACCCUGAGUAUAUGUUGGAAAAAUCUUUUUAUCAAUUUCAGCAUUAUAGAGCUAUUCCAGGAGUAGUAGAGAAGGUAAAGAAACUAGAAGCACAGUAUAAUGCAAUAGCAAUUCCCAAUGAAGAAAGUGUAGUUAUCUACUACAAAAUAAGACAACAGCUUGCCAAACUGGCUAAAGAGAUUGAAGAAUACAUCCACAAACCGAAGUACUGUUUGCCAUUUUUGCAGCCAGGACGAUUGGUAAAGGUGAAGAAUGAAGGGGAUGAUUUUGGUUGGGGAGUAGUGGUGAAUUUCUCCAAGAAAUCAAAUGUUAAGCCCAAUUCUGGUGAAUUAGAUCCUUUAUAUGUUGUAGAAGUGCUUUUACAUUGUAGCAAAGAGAGCUUGAAAAAUUCUGCUACCGAGGCUGCUAAGCCAGCAAAACCUGGUGAGAAAGGAGAGAUGCAGGUUGUUCCAGUCCUGGUGCACCUGCUGUCCGCUAUCAGCAGUGUUCGGCUUUAUAUUCCCAGAGAUCUGAGGCCAGUUGACAACCGACAGAGCGUGUUAAAAUCAAUACAGGAAGUUCAGAAACGUUUUCCUGAUGGUGUUCCAUUACUAGAUCCCAUCGAUGAUAUGGGCAUACAAGAUCAAGGACUUAAAAAAGUCAUCCAGAAAGUAGAGGCUUUUGAACAUCGAAUGUAUUCUCAUCCACUUCAUAAUGAUUCAAAUUUGGAAACUGUUUAUAAACUUUGUGAAAGAAAAGCACAGAUUGCUAUAGAUAUUAAAUCUGCAAAGCGAGAACUAAAGAAAGCAAGAACUGUCUUACAAAUGGAUGAGCUUAAGUGUCGGAAACGUGUUUUGCGAAGGCUGGGUUUUGCUACAUCUUCUGAUGUCAUUGAGAUGAAAGGACGAGUGGCAUGUGAGAUCAGCAGUGCUGAUGAGCUGCUUUUAACUGAAAUGAUGUUUAACGGACUUUUCAAUGACUUGUCUGCAGAGCAAGCUACUGCGUUGCUAAGCUGUUUUGUGUUUCAGGAGAAUUCCACUGAAUUGCCCAAAUUGACAGAACAGUUAGCAGGACCACUUCGCCAGAUGCAGGAAUGUGCUAAAAGGAUUGCAAAGGUUUCUGCAGAGGCCAAAUUAGAAAUUGAUGAAGAGACGUACCUAAACACGUUCAAGUCAAACUUAAUGGAUGUAGUCUAUACCUGGGCAACUGGAUGUACAUUUGCCCACAUCUGCAAAAUGACUGAUGUGUUUGAAGGCAGCAUAAUUCGUUGUAUGAGGCGUCUGGAAGAAUUGCUUCGGCAGAUGUGUCAAGCUGCAAAAGCUAUUGGAAACACUGAACUGGAGAAUAAAUUUGCAGAAGGAAUCACUAAAAUCAAGAGAGAUAUUGUGUUUGCUGCAAGCCUUUACCUGUAGAAUCAACCACUUACUGGUGUCAGCCAUCAUGUCCCCCUCAACAUUGCAGAGACAGCUCUUUGGAUUUUCUCUAAACAAAUGGACAACUCUUAUUCCAAGACAGUCUUCAUCAUAAACGUUUUAAUUUGUAUUGUAUUUAAAACAAGCAUCAUUCUAGCAAAGUAUAUGUCAUACACAUUUGUACAUAAAAGCAUUACCACAUUAUUUUAAUAAAAAAAAAUGUACAGGUGGGUAGUAUUUUAGUGAAAGGUUUGAAAUCUUUUGAAUGAAUUUUAAAGCUAUUGUUGUGUUAAAUGUGACUAUAUACACAGGUAAAGUGGGCGUCUGAGAGGUAUAGCAGCAGCAGUCCCUUAAAGGCUUUUUGCACCAGGAGGAAAUUAUCAUUAUCUUUUCCUUCUGCUGUUAUCAUUUUCCUUUAGAAAGCAGGCAAUUUUAGCUCCUUAUGCUUGGUGAUUGCUUCCGUAAUGAUUUCCAUUUGUUGGUGUCUCAUGCAAAGUUGUGUGUGAGUCCUCUUCUUUUCUUUGCUUAAAUGGACAGUUUCUUUCCUCAAAGAAAUCUGAUACAAAUACAACCUAAGAAGAAGAUUAAAAUAUUGUUUACUGAAAUUUUCUCUAGAACCAACGGGGUGGGGGGAGGGAGGGAUGAGACAACAACUAAGUUUAAGGGAUCAGAUUUUUGUUUUAUUCUUUGUAUUACUUUCCACAUCACAUUCCCUUUUGUAGUAAUCUGCCUUCGUUUUGGGCUAAGUAUGGUGAAGGAGUAUGUUGUCAUUCCUACAGCAGCAUUUUAUACUAUCAUCCCUAUCAUUCAAGGGUUGUUUGCCACUUCCUGAGAAGAAAUAUUAUCACUGAAUUUUUUUUAAAGUAAAAAAAAAUGCCAAAGAGGAUGAUUUGGUAACUUUCACGAUGUCCAAAUGUUUUAUAGAUGGAAAUCCACCCAGCAAAUAGAAAAGUCCUUUGGUUUGGUCCGUACACCCCAACUCCCAGUGCCCCAGUGAUCUUAAUGGGGGGAGGUGGAGGAGCUAUUUUUUGUCCAAUAAAAUGUUAAAAAGUAGAAAAGCUUAAGAAUUCUUCUUAGAUGCUUCAAGUUCCCGGAGU